Messenger RNA from Heterostelium album PN500, 1584 nucleotides. RefSeq lists its product as uncharacterized. The record is from RefSeq and is a predicted model, not a curated record. NCBI's taxonomy places the organism in Eukaryota, Evosea, Eumycetozoa, Acytosteliales, Acytosteliaceae. The coding region runs from base 1 to 1584 and encodes 527 amino acids. The transcript is spliced from 2 exons.
AUGUCUCAUUCAGAUAACAAGAUAGCUACAGAUAAUUAUCAAUUUAUAAAUCUAUCAUUUCUAUUAUUAAAUAAAAUAAUAAACAAUCUAGAUCAAAUCUUAGAUAUAAUCAGUUUCAGUUUAGUUUGUAAAAGAUGGUUUGAUAAUAGAGAUAAAUAUCUUUGUUUCAACAAUGAAACAUUAAUGAAUUCAAGAGAUAUAAAAGUUGACAAACACUUUACAUUGAAUUCAUACAAAGAGUUAUUUCAGCGAUCAUUUGAUCAAAAUAUAAAUAGGAAACAUCUUUUAGUACUUAUUACACCGGAUGAUGAAAUACUAGAUUACAUUCGUUUUCUUAAGCAGAGUAAACCAUAUACAGUUGAGAUUGUUCAAACUAAUGAGCUCAAUGAUGAGAUUAUUCAAAGGAAAUGUUAUGCCAAUGUAAAUAAUCUGUCUUUGGCAAACUUUAGUAGAUUUAGAAACAACAUUAAACUUCCAUCGAAUAUCAAAGAAAUCAUCUCCAUUUUCGAGUUUAACGAAUCGUUCUUGCCAUUGGAAUUGGAGUCUUUACAGUGUAGCAUCAAUAAUACAAUCAACAUAUCAUUAUUACCACGAACACUAAAAGUACUGAAGAUAUCUGGAUAUGGAACAAGAGGAAUUGAUGUCAGAUCACUUCCACCCAACCUUGAAGAGUUUGAAUCUUGCGUAGUUGGACUCUUUGAUAAGACAAUUACCGGAAACGAUACACAUCAGAUGCCAUCAACUCUAAAGAGAGUUUCAUUAUUAUCCGACGAUUUACCAAGUAUAAAACGUCUGACAUCGAUACACACACUUCUAAUUAAUGUCUCUAUUACCGGAUUUAUUAGAAUCGGUGAUAUUCCAGAGAGUGUCACUGAUUUAUCAUUGACCAAUUAUAGUAUGCCAUUAAACAUCUGCAGAGAAAUGUUACCUUCCAACAUCAAACAUAUCAGUAUCAUUGGUAAAUUCUCAUUUAGAGCUCAGAUAUCAUCAGAUUAUAGAUAUACAUUCUCAACACUUCAACAUUUAGAAACAUUGGAUCUAUCUAGGGUUUCAUUGAGCAAUAAUGAUAAAAUUGGACCACUUCCAACAAGUUUAAUCAAUAUCUCACUUCCUUCAACUCCCAAUUUCAAAUACGAUGAACUCAUAAGCAGUUGUAAUCAAUUACCAAAUUUAAAGUUUGUCGAUUAUGGUUCGUUCAAUAAUGAUAAUGACCAACGAUUAAACAACACAUCGAUCAAAUCAAUCAAAUUGAAUCGAUCAACGAAAUUAACAGAUCAGUCAAUACCUACAUCAGUGGAAAUCAUAGAUUUCAAUGAUUAUCGAUUAAAAGUAGAACAAAAUAUUUGGCCACCUUCAAUAUCAUCGAUAUCAAUCGACACUGCAUUCAUAGAUGCCAAUGAUAACCUGAUGAACAUUCCAUCAAGCAUUAAAAACAUUACAAUCACCAAUGAACAAUUUACAUUUAACAUCAGAAGAUUAGAUCAACAAUUCAUAUUAUUAUUUGGAAAUAAUUUAUUGAAUAUCAACUCUGCAAUUCUGAAUAUUAAUUGUUUAACAAAUUAUUUAAAAAAAUACAAUAAAUAA